AUGGCUGGAUUCCGUCUAAUCGAGUUGGCAAAGCCCUUCGUGCCGCUGCUACCAGAGGUAGAACUACCAUACGAGAAAAUCGGGUUUGAUGAGAAAGUUGUGUACACAAUCAUCGCAGCUAUAGUCUACGUAUUUGGUCAGUUUCCGCUGGUGGGUUUGGCGAAGAGCGUAGUUGUCGAAGACACUAGCAAUGCGGUCUUGGACCCUAUCUACUUUCUGCGCGGCGUUUUUGCUGCGGAGCCCAAAACACUGAUGGAAUUUGGAAUCUUCCCCGUGGUGUCUUCUGCUCUAAUCAUGCAGGUUCUAGCGGGGCUCAAGAUGGUCAAAGUCAACUUCAAGGUGCGUCAGGACCGUGAGCUUUUCCAGAGCUGCACCAAGCUUUUCGCCCUGUUGCAGUCUUUUGUGCUCGCCAACGUGUUCAUUUUCUCGGGCUACUAUGGUAGCGGCCUUAGCGUGAUUCAGAUUAUAUUGUUGAACCUGCAAUUGGUUCUUGCGACUCUUUUUGUAACGCUGUUGAUCGAGGUUGUCGACAAGGGCUACGGUUUCGCCUCUGGAGCCAUGGCCAUUAUUACCGUCAACAUCUCCACCAAUUUGGUGGCUGACGUGUUUGGUGUGAACCAGGUUCCAGUCGACAGCGAAGGCCAUAAGGAGGCUCAAGGUGCCAUCAUCAAUCUCCUCCAAUCCAUGCGGUCCUCGCACAAGUCAUUUUUGGGUGCUAUUUUCGGAGCUUUCAACCGUGACUAUUUGCCCAACCUGACUACAGCACUACUGGUCAUUGUGCUGGCCGGCUUGGUGUGUUACUUCAACAACUUCCGCUUGGAGCUGCCAAUCAGAUCCACAAGAACCCGUGGUGUCAACAACGUGUACCCAAUCCGCCUUCUAUACGUCGGUGGUUUAUCUGUGUUGUUUUCUUACGUUGUGCUAUUCUAUAUCCAUGUCGCGGCCUUUACUCUCGUCCAAUUAGUUGCUCGCAACGAUCCUUCAUCGCUUAUCUACAAGAUCAUCGGUGGUUAUGCUCCUUCCAAUAAUUUGUUGUAUGUGCCACAAUUUCCAUUGUCGCUACUGACCCCUCCCAAGUCAUUGUUGGACUGUAUUUCUAGACAGCCAUUGACCCCAAUUACGUUCACUGCGUUUUUGGUUGUCACCGGUGUUUGGUUUGCUAGCCUAUGGCAACACAUUAGUGGCUCGUCCGCGCGUGAUAUUAGUGCUCAGUUCAAAGAGCAAGGUAUUACUUUAACUGGUCACAGAGAACAAGGUAUUGCUAAAGAAUUUGAAAAAAUCGUGCCUUUAGCAUCCACUACAGGUGCUGCCGUCUUGGCUCUAUUGGUCUCUGGUGGUGAGCUUUUGGGCUUAAAAGGUAAAGGUGCCAGUAUCAUUUUGGGCGUGAGCUGUGGCUUCUCACUCUUGGAACUCAUCACCGCCGAGUACCAACAAAGUGGUGGGCAAAGUGCUUUGACUCAGGUCUUGGGUGUCUCUGGUGCUUAA
Lachancea nothofagi CBS 11611 is the source of this 1485-nucleotide messenger RNA. The record is from the annotation of a GenBank genome assembly. NCBI's taxonomy places the organism in Eukaryota, Fungi, Ascomycota, Saccharomycetes, Saccharomycetales, Saccharomycetaceae.